CAACGAGUCCCAAGGAUGGACAGCUUUUCGGACAACUCCUCGAGGUACGAACUCGACUCCGUGACAUCGACGGAUUCGCUGCAUUUAAUAACUGACGAAUUUCGACUAAGACACGUCUCCACCCCAGAUGUGUCGACUGCGGAAUUAUUAAAGCGCCUGUCGGCGCUCGAAGUUGAAAACGAGAGGCUAAGAGUAGACUUGGAAAAUUCUCAGGUCGAAUUGAACGGAAGAGUCGUGGGGAACCAGUCGCUGAAGGACAAGAUCACCGAGCUGUACAUCGAAGCCCAGGCUUCGCUUCAGGAGAGGCUUGCGCUCGACAAUGAGCUAAAGAAUGCCAAGAGGCAGGUGCUGGCUGCUGAGAAUUUAAGGCAGUGGUAUCAGGUACAGAUCCAUGAGCUGCAGGCUAGCAAAAGGGGCCUCCAGGUCGAAGUCGAUACUUAUCAACGACUGGUAAAGGAGAAGCACGAAGUAGCCUUGGCACUGACUGCCAGGUGCAAGCAAGCCAAUGACGAAUACAUCGAGUUGAGUAAAAAGUUGAGAAAAGAGCGCCAGGAAUUGAAGGAAGAAAUAGAACAGCUCAGAGCAAAAAUUACUCUAGGUCAGACGGUGGCGACGCCGCUCAAUGACUUCCAGACUCGCCUGUCGCCCGAUUUGUCAACCAAAUUGGAAUCAACUGAGGACGAGCUGAGGGAUACGAGAGUUGAGCUUAAAGCAAUGGAGCAACGCCUUCUCAGCGUCGAGGUUCAGAAAAACUCAUUGGAAUCUGCACUAACCAAGUACAGAGAGUUGAUCUCUGGUAUGGGAAUAAACAUGGAGAAGUGCGAGAUGGAAAAAAAUGAGGCCAAAAGCCGACUCAACGCUGUGCAGAUUGAACUCAAUAAAGUCAAGUCUGAAAAGGAUGUCCUUGAGUCGACGCUCCUUAAUUCCAAACAGGAACAUGGCCAAGUUGAACAGGCGAUAGUCCAAUUGAAAUCUCAACUUAACAAAAUGAUUGCUCAACACAAACUGAUUAAAAAAAGAAAUAUCGAGUUGGAGUCUAAGGCCGCUGUGAUUCAGGAAAUUAAAAAUGAGAAUAAGACCUUAAGGUCUCGCUCAUUCGCUGCAAAUAGUGCUCUGUUCAAGAAGCUAAGAGAUGCCAAACGGAAGAUCAGAUAUUUGGAAGAACAAGUUAACAGAGAAGAUAGUAGGAAGCAAUUGUUUCAAGCGAGGAUUGAAACAGACACUUCUUUACAGGAAUGUCUCAAGCGAGCUCUUGAGAGAAAUAAGGAGCUGAACGAACGACUGAAAUUAAUUUCAAUGGCGAAUACGUUGGAAGAAAGUAUAGACGAGGGAUAUGGAGACGGAUUUUCUCAAAAUAUAGCUACGGAAAUUCCUUCCCCAGUUCCUUUGGAUGCACGAUUAAUGCAUAGUGUAACACGGGUUUUGGCUAGUGGUAAAAAUUUACUGGGUCCCGUACAGGCGGGACUGGAAGAACUGCAUAAAAAGCUUGAAGCCCUUGACGUAGGGCAGCGUGCUCGACUGUUAAACUCUGGGCAAAUGUCCGUAGAUUCCCCUAUGAACAGUGCUAGGUCAGUAGCGUGAUGUAAAUAUAAAAAGAAAGUAAAGAAAUCAUGUGAGAUUAAUAUAUUAAAUGAUAUAUUUACCAAACACAGAUAUUCAUUUAUGAU
Diprion similis is the source of this 1667-nucleotide messenger RNA. RefSeq names its product NF-kappa-B essential modulator-like. The record is from RefSeq and is a predicted model, not a curated record. The transcript is spliced from 3 exons. The coding region runs from base 16 to 1581 and encodes 521 amino acids. NCBI's taxonomy places the organism in Eukaryota, Metazoa, Arthropoda, Insecta, Hymenoptera, Diprionidae.